CCUUCAUUCUCACGUUCUGUUCCCCGACUCCUCCGCCAGUCCUCCAUUUUCAGGCAGGUAGAGCUGCUUCUGCUUAGGUCCAAAACCCUACUUGAAUCAUCUGAAAUCUCAGUAUUUUAUUAUCUGAUUGACCUUCUUCAAGCCAGAGCUUUGUCUCAGUUAUGACGUCAAUCAACUUCAAUCCCUUUGAAAAUUGGUUUUCGAAACCUCCUAAUCCCAUUCCUCCUCUUAAUCUCAUUGCAUUUAGAGAUUCGUUGUCUCAGAAAUCCUCUACGUCCCCAAAUUUUGCUUCAAGAAGUCUCUCAAAUCUCUUCAGGAAGCCAAAGAAAGCACCCGAACCGGGGUAUUACGAAAAAAUGCUAGAACAAUUCUACUGGGAAUGCGAUAAUUUACCCGACUACAGACAUGCUCCCGAGGUUGAGAAAAUUCUCAAGGAAGAUCCCCUUUUCGAGAACAAAGAGAAUCCUACGCAAGAGGAGCUCGAAAAGAACGAGAAACUCUGGAAAGCGAUACGAGAUAGCCCUGUUGUGCAAUUUCUGGAACGUGCGGAGGAAAUUGAAGCCAAGCACAAUGAAAUGAAGCUCAAAGAAAACGAGAAUCCAUUCAGAAACGAGGACAAGGAGCUGUGGAGGGCAAUUCCUCAUGUGCCUGGUCUUGAUGGGCGGCCUAUGCCGAGGAAAGCGAUAAAGUCAAAAAGAGAAUCCGACGCCAAGUUCUGGGAUUUUGCCAGACAGUUCUUUUUUGGGCUCUGGGGCUUCCGUCAAAGACCUUAUCCACCUGGUCGCCCGAUCGAUGUUGCUCAGGCCAUUGGGUAUAAGCACCUCGAGAGGCGGUACUAUGAUUUUAUAAUGAGGAGUGGAGGUUGGUACUAUAAGGAUCGGUUAGGUCGUACUCGGGGACCAUUGGAACUAAUUAACCUGAAAACAGCCUGGGGUGGUGGGAUUAUUGACAAGGAUACAUUUAUCUGGGGGGAGGACAUGGACGAAUGGGCGCCAAUUCACAUGGUUUACGGGUUGGAGCGUGCAAUUGCCACUUGGGAAGUUAGACUUGGUGCUGCUGCCACUGCUUUUCUUCACAAAUUGCAGAAAGGCAUACCUCCAUGGGUUCCUGUUAAGGGACAUGAGAAGAAAACCUACAAGCAACUGCAACAAGAGGCUUUAGAGAGCAAGAGACGAGAUCUAGCAGUAUUAGCAGCUAAUGACGGUGUUUGGCCAGGCGUUAGAAUUCCUAGCCAUGCACUUUUUCUCUGGGCAAGUGGAACGGAACUGACAUCCAUUUUGGAGGCAGAUCACAUGCCAAACAAGUACAUCCCGAGGGAUCUAAGGUAUAAAUUAGCUAAAAUUAUACCCGGGUUAAGACCAUGGGAGGUUUUAAGCGUGGAGCAAGCAAUGGACCACCUAACAUAUAAUGGCGAAUGGCAUCGUGAACCUCUUGGAUCAUUCAAUACAGGUCCUCCAUACAUCAAGGAAUGGAAUAGAGAUAUAUGGGAAUUUUUAAAGAUUUACAUGGAUGUCAGCGCUCUGUUUUACAGCGAAAUGGAGGAGGUGGUUCGUGGUUUCAGAAAAAUAAUGGACAAGGUUUCGGCCAAUAUCACUGCCAGAAGAAUUAGGCGGAAGCAGAGGAAGUUCGCGAUGGAGAGAGCUGAAUCAUUGGGAUAUGACUUCAAAAAAAUCAAAUACGAUCCAUAAAUUAUCAUUCUCUAUCGGGAUUAAGGGAGUGAUUUCCAAAAAAUCUAAGUCUCGUCCAAACUUGAUUGUAGUUUUCACAUGUAGGUGAGUUUCUGAAUUGGAUUAGGAAGCUCAGAUCCUCACCGUCCAAAGAACCCCAAUUGGUCUUGUUUGUGACAUUUUUGGGUUCCUUUUGUAACAUUUAAGCAGUAUUUUCAAGGAUAAACGUAAAGUAAAUCUUGAGUAGUUUCACAUAAACACAAUGGUCAUUAUGUUUGCACAAAAAUGGUUUCAAUACCAUAAUGUCAAGUGCUUAUCUAAUAUUUCAAGCUUUAAGGGGAAUCAAAAUGUAAAUUAUUAGUGAUUAUAAGUUUGAAUAUUAAUUUGGGUCCCUAUUUUAUCC
This is a messenger RNA of Cucumis sativus (cucumber), 2070 nucleotides long. Its product is annotated as protein TIC 56, chloroplastic. The transcript has 5 exons. The record is from RefSeq and is a predicted model, not a curated record. Lineage: Eukaryota; Viridiplantae; Streptophyta; Magnoliopsida; Cucurbitales; Cucurbitaceae. The coding region runs from base 162 to 1688 and encodes 508 amino acids.